Molecule: messenger RNA, 2098 nt
Organism: Papilio xuthus (Asian swallowtail)
Lineage: Eukaryota; Metazoa; Arthropoda; Insecta; Lepidoptera; Papilionidae
Product: protein kinase 4-like
Exons: 6
Coding region: 280-1866 (528 amino acids)
Source: RefSeq, a predicted model, not a curated record
CUAUUUUUUUUUGAAUAUAAACUCCUUCACUCGAAAAUGUUAGUCCGGUAAUAACCAUCGAUAGAAGUAACGCGGCAGUAAAGUAAAGGUUACAUUUCUUUAGUAAAUUGUUGUACUGAGUUGCGUGUGAAAUAAUAAUAAAUAACUAUAUUCUUCAUCCACUACCGGUUGUCAUUUUACCAACCCCUUCAGACCAGCCGAACAUUACAGAUCCACGGCGUUCCGUACGUAAAGCAAAAGAAGGCGCCGAGCAACACUAAGAGUUAUAUAAAAAUCGAUAUGGAUAUUCAACAGUCAUCCGAAACAGAUGUCUCAUCCCUCAUGCAGAAAUAUAACUUCGUCAAACCAAUCACUGUAACUGUUAUUUAUGAAGAAGACGAAGAAAACGUUAUAGAGAUAAAUAACAAUGAGAUAAAUUUUCAAAAUAUGCCAAAUCAAGGAAUGGAUCAAUCGAAACCAACCUUUUCAAGAAAGACCGCGCAAAUUAAAACAGAAUGCGCAAAUUCUAAAGAUGAUUAUCAUAUGCUACUCACAGUGGCAGAAAAUAUAUCUAAAAUAGUUGAAGUAUACAAUUAUUAUAUACAAUGCCUCAAGCAAAACGAAAAGAACGCAAUUCUUUUAAAAUUUCAUUAUAUCCAUACAAAAUCUCGAUAUUAUAGGCAGUCAUUUGAAGUGGCAUAUCGUUUACUAUUGCCACAAAAAACAAAUGAACAUCUAAAACAUUUUUUGGUAAAAAAAAUAAUUGAGUUAUCAAAAGUUAAAAUCGACCCAAUGUAUGUAAGAGGUCUCUGCAAUGAUUUAAUACUUUGGACUGAAGGAAUGAAAGAUAAAAUUUUAGCUCAAAGUAAAGUCGAUAACGUAAGCAAUAAGAUCGAUGAGAAACAAUACGUCUCCAACAAUUUAAAAAGAAAAUAUAAUCAAGACAAUGUUGCAAAAGAAAAUAAAGUAGCAAUAUUUUCGGCUGGACAGAAAGGAAGUGAAAUAAUUCUAAGCGUCGAUGCACAAUAUUUGAACGUUGAACAUAAUUCGCAGAGAGAUAACAGUAAUAAGCGUACAAGGGAAAUAUCAAAGGUAGAACAAAACGUACCUUAUACAUCUGUAAUCACCACUCCCAGCAGCGAAUUAGACAAUACUCUGCAAACUGACACGCAAAGUAAUUCACAUAAACAUUUUGUAAAAGAAAACAGAAGCUUAAACAAUAUUAACUUUAGCAACAAUAAUAACCUAGAAAAUUCAUUUAACAAGUCAAUACCAAGAUCGUGUGCAUCAAAUAAUGCAAAUGAUUUAAUUAAAAAUAUUAACUAUUCAAAUCAAAAUAAUGUAAUAUCAAAAAUUAAAAGGAGAAUCGCCCACAAUCUCCGAAAUCAAGAACAAAAUACCAUGUCAGGAGUCGUCAAGCAAGAAAGCAAGAGUUGUUCCCUUUCUAACCAAACUGUUUUGGAUCGGAAGAAAUCCGCUUUCUACCCUCAAACUCUCGAGACAGGACAAAGAGCUUCAUAUCAAAGCAUACCUAAUGCUGUAACUCAUAAUAAUACAGUGAGCCAAAACCAAAUGCAUAGACCAAAUCAAAAUACUUUAGACUAUAUGGCAAAUUAUCCCACCAGUAUGCCUUUGCAAUAUAAUACAACAAAUAAUGUACCUCAAAGAACAAACUUAAAUGGCAGUAUAAAAACUGUAAACAGUCAUAUUAAUCAAAAGUAUGAACACCGUUAUAUAACUAAUACAUUACCACCUGUUUAUCAAGACUACUGCAAUAACUAUAUGAUAGAUCGAGGACAACAAAACAAUUAUAAUUGCAGUCAAUACAAAUUUCAAGAGACGGGUACUUCAAAACGCCAGUUACAAAACCUUUACGUUCACAAAUGAACCUUGUCGGCAAGAUCGUCCUAAUUGAUCCUACAUGAGUGCCGAACAUCCAAACUAUAAUUUGAAUAAAAGUCGCCUAUUUAUUGCUCCUAAAAAGGUUUCAAAUGAAAUGUAUCAAAAUGGAGAUCUCAAUGACUACAAACAGUUGCAUGUCUAAUAUGCAAUCUUCACAUGUUACAAUUGUAUUGUUAUUAAUUUAAAUCUAUUUUAUAUAAAUUGUAAAUAGGAAAUA